GUUUCGAACUCUAUCUUCGAUAGUACUACAGCAACUCUGAGUAGGGAUAAGGAUUUAAAGCCCCGCCUUUCGUUCCUCUCAUUUUUACUUCUUCUACUCUGAAAUCCUAUCAACAACACUACCCCCUCAAACAGAAAGAGAUUGGAAGAAGAAUGAGAAGAACCAUAUCUGCUACAGAUUAAACCUUUAGGCUGUGCGGUUUACUGUCAAUAUGACUCCUCUAGCUCCUUGUUCCACAAGCAAUGCUGUAGUCUUUCCUGGAACUACCUUUAUGUCGCCGAAAAGUAACCAUCUAACACGAUACAGUACUCUCAGAAAAUGUUCAAGACAAACAGUAUCCUCCAAAAGGUGUCUCUUACCCCUUUCAACAUCAGUUCGACUGAUUCCAACUUACAGAAGUGGAUACUCGGUACCCCAUCAAUCCAGAUUCUGUAUUGUAGCAGCUGCUGGUACUGACGUAGCUGUAGAGGAACCAGCUCCUGUCGUUGAAGGAGAUGAGGCUGGAACUUCAGAAGUUCCACCAACUACUAGUGAAGAUGGUGAAACGCCCGCAGCUGCAGAUCCCGUUGUUACCCCUACAUCUCAGUCUAAACGUCCAAGACCCGCGCGGAAAAGUGACAUGCCACCAGUAACGAAUGAGGAACUGGUUCCUGGUGCGACUUUUACUGGUAAAGUAAAGUCAAUCCAGCCAUUUGGUGCUUUUGUCGACUUUGGAGCAUUUACAGAUGGUCUUGUUCAUGUUUCUCAGUUGAGUGAUGGCUUUGUUAGAGAUGUUGGCAGUGUUGUCUCUAUCGGGCAAGAGGUUAAGGUUAAGUUACUUGAAGCAAAUACUUCAAAUGGACGUAUUUCUCUCACUAUGAAAGAGGGGGAUGAUACCAAUAAGCCACAACAACGUAGAGAUAGCCAAAGUGGUAAUAGCAGUGACAGGCCAAGACCACAAAGAAAGAACCAGAAUCAGAAACCCUCAAAGUUUGUGAAGGGGCAGGAAUUGCAGGGUACUGUAAAGAACUUAACUAGAUCCGGUGCUUUUAUUUCUCUUCCAGAAGGAGAGGAAGGAUUCCUCCCAACAUCUGAGGAAGUUGAUGAAGGAUUUGCAAGUCUUAUGGCUGGAGGAUCUUCACUUACGGUUGGUGAAGAAGUUAGUGUCCGGGUAUUGCGUUUGGCAGCAGGGCGCUUAACUUUGACAAUGAAGAAAGAAGUAGUUGGUGGAGAAACCGCAGAAGUCACUGAGGGGGUGGUACACUCAGCAAGCAACCCCUUUAUGCUAGCUUUCCGAAAAAAUAAGGAUAUUGCUGCGUAUUUGGAUGAGAGAGAGAAAGAGCAAACACCAAAACCCUUGCAGGAGAUUGCUAGUGGGAUUGUCGAAACAGAAACCAUUACGGAUUCUUCUGAUGAUAAAACUUCCACGGAUGAGGUGGCUGUUGAAAAGGAAGUUGAAGAGGUAAGCUCAACAAAUUUGAAUGCUGAGGAGAGUUUGGAGGAAGCUCCUAUCUCAAAUGAAGGUAAUGAAAUUACAAAUGAAUCUGAAUCCACUGCAGAAGUUGGUAACAGUGAUGAGGUUGUAGAGGCUGAAGCUGAUAACACAAUAAAAAAUGAAGUCCAGGCAGAAGCACCGUUGACCGUAGAGAAUGAAAUACCAUCAGUUACACCAGAUGAAGAGGAAAAAGUUGAACCGACUACUGACAGUAAUGGAAGUGUUGACACCUCAGAUCAGCAAGCAAACAAUCCAGCACCCCAAGAAAGCGCACCUAAAGCAACUAUAUCUCCAGCUCUUGUAAAGCAGCUACGUGACGAAACCGGAGCAGGAAUGAUGGACUGCAAAAAGGCUCUCACUGAAACUGGAGGGGACAUUGUUAAAGCUCAAGAAUUCCUCAGAAAGAAAGGUUUAGCUAGUGCAGACAAGAAAGCCAGCAGAGCCACAGCUGAAGGUAGGAUUGGGUCAUACAUUCAUGAUAGCAGGAUUGGAAUCCUAAUAGAGGUCAACUGUGAAACCGAUUUUGUAUCACGGGGUGAGAUUUUCAAGGAGUUAGUUGAUGACUUGGCAAUGCAAGCCGCUGCUUACCCACAAGUAGAGUAUCUUGCUACUGACGAUGUCCCAGAAGAGCUUGUGAACAAAGAAAGGGAGAUUGAAAUGCAGAAGGAAGAUCUUCAGUCCAAACCGGAACAGUUUAGGUCAAAGAUUGUGGAUGGUCGGAUAAGGAAAUGGCUUGAGGAGCGUGCGUUGUUGGAGCAACCUUACAUAAAGAAUGAUAAGAUAGUUGUGAAGGACUGGAUAAAGCAAACAAUUUCGACCGUUGGGGAGAAUAUAAAAGUAAACAGAUUUGUAAGGUACAAUCUUGGGGAAGGUUUGGAGAAGAAAAGCCAGGAUUUUGCUGCAGAGGUAGCUGCCCAAACUGCUGCAAAAGCUACCCCUGUUGCACCAGUACAGGAUCAACCUCCUGUAGUUGAAGCGAAGGAUGCUGUUGAGAAAGCACCAGCAGUGAAAGUCUCAGCUGCAUUGGUUAAGCAGCUUCGUGAAGAAACAGGUGCUGGCAUGAUGGACUGCAAGAAAGCUCUUGCAGAAACUGAAGGUGACCUCGAAAAGGCACAAGAAUAUCUAAGAAAGAAGGGUCUUUCAACUGCAGACAAGAAAUCCAGCCGACUGGCUGCAGAGGGACGGAUUGGGUCCUACAUCCAUGAUACCCGCAUUGGGGUAUUGAUCGAGGUCAACUGUGAGACUGAUUUUGUAGGGCGAAGUGAGAAAUUCAAAGAGUUGGUUGAUGAUCUUGCAAUGCAAGCAGUUGCCUGCCCGCAAGUGCAGUAUGUUUCUAUUGAAGACAUUCCAGAGAGCAUAGUGAGCAAAGAGAAAGAUAUAGAGAUGCAGAGAGAGGAUUUGCAGUCGAAGCCUGAAAACAUUCGACAGAAAAUUGUUGAGGGAAGGAUCUCAAAGAGGCUAGGAGAGAUCGCUCUUUUAGAGCAACCUUUCAUCAAGAACGAUAGUCUUCUCGUUAAAGAUUUGGUAAAACAAACCGUUGCAGCACUUGGUGAGAACAUUAAAGUUCGGCGAUUUGUUCGGUUUACUCUAGGGGAAUCAAUUAAGGAUGUGAAACCAGAAGAAGCUGAAUAAUGAGCUUGCGAAAACUAUUUUUUUCACAUGAAUGCGACAAAUGAUUCUUUUUUGUUGUGCUGUUGGAGUGUUCAUUAGGUGUAAGGUCGAGUUAGCUGGUACUUCGUGUAUCUGUUUGUAUUAUUGUUCAAAGUUAUUUUUGGCAUCAAAAUUUUAGGAACAAUGGUGCAAUAACGAUGCAAAUUCAUGUGCAGAGAUAGAAAUGCAUUUACAUUUGUACUUGUUAUUCGUAAA
This is a messenger RNA of Papaver somniferum (opium poppy), 3340 nucleotides long. RefSeq lists its product as uncharacterized. Lineage: Eukaryota; Viridiplantae; Streptophyta; Magnoliopsida; Ranunculales; Papaveraceae. The record is from RefSeq and is a predicted model, not a curated record. The transcript has 4 exons. Gene Ontology annotation, biological process: mitochondrial translational elongation. Gene Ontology annotation, cellular component: mitochondrial matrix. The coding region runs from base 212 to 3106 and encodes 964 amino acids. Gene Ontology annotation, molecular function: protein binding; translation elongation factor activity.